UAACUUUUUCAGUCAUCCCCAGCGAUAGACAAUAAAUAUAAAGCCCCGCCAUGAAGUGAACAAUACGCAGGCGCAGAAGAUCGAUAGGAGAGUAUAAACAAAAAUGGCGGCUAAGAAGUACACAACAGAGGAUUUAGAAGCCCACAUACAAGAAAUCCAGAACAGGAAGGCUGGUCUGAAGAAUGGAGCCCUUCCUCAACCAGGCGGCGGCGGGGGUGGCGGCGAGGGGGGCGGCACCAAGGAGGGGGAGCGGGUCCGGCUGGAUGGGGGUGGCUACUUCGACAGUGACAUCUAUGACAAUUCAAAUGGGAACAAAUACGCCAAUUAUGUGGAGUCCAUUGGCGUGGAUGACCUAGAUGAAGAAGAUGAUGAUGGAGGGACAAUGAUAGGAGGGAAAAAAGGAGGAAAUUAUGCUGCGCCUCAGUUGUUUCUUAAUGAAGUGGUGGACAAGGACCACGACCCCAUGGCACAGUACAAGCGGCCAACCAUCGCAGACCGGGAGGACGAGUACCGAGCCCGACGGAUCAUGCAGGUCAUUUCCCCAGAGAGACUCGAUCCUUUUGCCGACGGAGGAAAGACACCCGACAUGAACGCGCGGACGUACGCCCACAUCAUGCAGGAGGCGCGGCUCAAGGGGGAGGAGGCACUGAUCCGCAAAACCAUGGCUGAGCGGUCCAAGGAGGGCACGCUGCAGGUGGUGUCUAAUGGUGAGGCGCCCAAGGUGGCCCCCAGGAAGCGUGGUCGCUGGGACCAGACGGCUGACGAGACGCCCCAGGCAAAGAAAAAGUCCACCUGGGAGGCGGAGACGCCCUCUGUGGCCCGCUGGGAUGAGACACCUGGCCGGGCCAAGGGUGGCGAGACCCCCGGAGCCACCCCAGGCCAGAGCACCCGCAUGUGGGAUGCCACUCCCGGCCAUGCCACGCCCGGCCACGAGACCCCCGGGCACGACAAAAUGACGCCCUCCGCCCGCCGGAACAGGUGGGACGAGACGCCCAAGACAGACCGCGGCGAGACCCCCGGCCACAACAGUGGGUGGGCCGAGACACCCCGCACAGACCGGGGUGCCGGGGACCCCAUCCAGGAGACCCCCACCCCCAGCGCCAGCAAGCGGCGGUCACGCUGGGACGAGACCCCUGCCGCCCAGACCCCCGUGGCCACCCCCUCUGGCGCCAUGACGCCCUCCACGCCCCACACACCCAGCAUGACCCCCGGCAUGAUGACGCCUGGGGGCAUCACGCCCGGUGGCACCACACCCGUGGGGCCCAAGGCCAUCGGCAUGGCCACGCCUUCGCCUGGCCAGCUGGUCAACAUGACGCCAGAGCAGAUCCACGCCUUCCGCUGGGAGCGUGAGAUUGACGAGCGCAACCGUCCCAUGACGGACGAGGAACUGGACGCCCUCUUCCCCCCCGGCUACGAGAUCCUGCCCCCACCACAGGGCUAUGUGCCCAUCCGCACCCCGGCCCGCAAGCUGACGGCCACGCCCACCCCCAUGGCCGGCACGCCUCAGGGCUUCUACAUGCAGAAGGAGGGCAGCACGCCACGGCACGAUGACUCCCAGCCCAAGGGCAACCUGCCGCUGCUCAAGCCGGAGGACGCGCAGUACUUCGACAAGCUGCUGCAGGACGUGGACGAGGAGAGCCUGAGCCCUGAGGAGCAGAAGGAACGCAAGAUCAUGAAGCUGCUGCUGAAGAUCAAGAACGGCACCCCACCAAUGCGCAAGGCGGCGCUGCGGCAGAUCACGGACAAGGCGCGGGAGUUCGGGGCAGGGCCGCUGUUCAACCAGAUCCUGCCGCUGCUUAUGUCACCCACGCUGGAGGACCAGGAGCGCCACCUGCUGGUCAAGGUGAUUGACCGCGUGCUGUACAAGCUGGACGACCUGGUGCGCCCCUAUGUGCACAAGAUCCUGGUGGUGAUUGAGCCGCUGCUCAUCGAUGAGGACUACUAUGCCCGUGUGGAGGGCAGGGAGAUCAUCAGCAACCUGGCCAAGGCGGCCGGCCUGGCCACCAUGAUCUCCACCAUGAGACCUGACAUUGACAACAUUGAUGAGUACGUGCGUAACACCACGGCCAGAGCCUUCGCCGUUGUGGCCUCCGCCCUGGGCAUCCCCUCCCUGCUGCCCUUCCUGAAGGCGGUGUGCAAGAGCAAGAAGUCAUGGCAGGCACGCCACACGGGCAUCAAGAUCGUGCAGCAGAUUGCCAUCCUCAUGGGGUGUGCCAUCCUGCCUCACCUGCGCUCCCUGGUGGAGAUCAUUGAGCACGGUCUGGUAGAUGAGCAGCAGAAGGUGCGCACCAUCACUGCCCUGGCCCUGGCCGCCCUGGCUGAGGCCGCCACACCCUACGGCAUCGAGAGCUUCGACUCGGUGCUGAAACCCCUGUGGCGCGGCAUCCGGCAGCACCGCGGCAAGGGUCUGGCCGCCUUCCUCAAGGCCAUUGGCUACCUCAUCCCGCUCAUGGACGGAGAGUACGCCGACUACUACACCCGGGAGGUGAUGCUCAUCUUGAUCCGAGAGUUCCAGAGUCCUGACGAGGAGAUGAAGAAGAUCGUGCUGAAGGUGGUGAAGCAGUGUUGUGCCACGGACGGCGUGGAGCCCGGCUACAUCAAGGAGGAGAUCCUGCCACACUUCUUCAAGCACUUCUGGAACCACCGCAUGGCGCUGGACCGCCGCAACUACCGCCAGCUGGUGGACACCACGGUGGAGAUUGCCAACAAGGUGGGCACCUCGGAGAUUGUGAACCGCAUCGUGGACGACCUGAAGGAUGAGAACGAGCAGUACCGCAAGAUGGUGAUGGAGACCAUCGAGAAGAUCAUGGCCAACCUGGGCGCCGCCGACAUUGACUCCCGGCUGGAGGAGCAGCUGAUUGACGGCAUUCUGUACGCCUUCCAGGAGCAGACCACAGAGGACGUGGUGAUGCUCAACGGCUUCGGCACCAUCGUCAACGCCCUGGGCUCCCGCGUCAAGGCCUACCUACCCCAGAUCUGCGGCACCAUCUUGUGGCGCCUCAACAACAAGUCUGCCAAGGUGCGGCAGCAGGCGGCCGACCUCAUCUCCCGCAUUGCCGUGGUGAUGAAGACCUGCCAGGAGGAGAAGCUGAUGGGCCACUUGGGCGUGGUGCUGUACGAGUACCUGGGUGAGGAGUACCCUGAGGUGCUGGGCUCCAUCCUGGGAGCGCUCAAGGGCAUCGUCAACGUGAUUGGCAUGCACAAGAUGAACCCGCCCAUCAAGGACCUGCUGCCGCGCCUCACGCCCAUCCUCAAGAAUCGCCACGAGAAGGUGCAGGAGAACUGCAUCGACCUGGUGGGCCGCAUCGCCGACCGCGGCCCGGAGUAUGUCAGCCCUCGGGAGUGGAUGCGAAUCUGCUUCGAGCUGCUGGAGCUACUCAAGGCACACAAGAAGGCCAUUCGCCGCGCCACCGUCAACACUUUUGGCUACAUCGCCAAGGCCAUCGGCCCACACGACGUGCUGGCCACGCUGCUCAACAACCUGAAGGUGCAGGAGCGGCAGAACAGGGUGUGCACCACUGUGGCCAUCGCCAUUGUGGCAGAGACCUGCUCGCCCUUCACCGUGCUGCCUGGCCUCAUGAACGAGUACCGCGUGCCGGAGCUCAAUGUGCAGAACGGCGUGCUCAAGUCCCUGUCCUUCCUGUUUGAGUACAUCGGCGAGAUGGGCAAGGACUACAUCUACGCCGUCACCUCGCUGCUGGAGGACGCCCUCAUGGACCGCGACCUGGUGCACCGUCAGACUGCCUGUGCUGCCAUCAAGCACAUGGCCAUUGGUGUGUACGGCUUCGGCUGCGAGGACGCCAUGAUCCACCUGCUAAACUACGUGUGGCCAAACAUCUUUGAAACGUCCCCCCACCUGGUGCAGGCCUUCAUGGACAGCAUCGAGGGUCUCAGAGUCGCCCUGGGGCCCCAGAAGAUCCUGCAGUACGUCCUCCAGGGCCUUUUCCACCCUGCCAGGAAAGUGCGUGACGUCUACUGGAAGAUCUACAACAACCUGUACAUCGGAGCCCAGGACGCGCUGGUGGCCGGCUACCCCCGCAUCAACAACACUGGAACCAAUGUGUACAGCAGAGACGAGCUGGACAUGUUACUUUAAGCUACUUCUGGCGUGGGGGAGAGGCUGUCGGUGGACCAGGAGAGGUGGGCUGUGUCUGCGGAGGUUCUGAAGAGGAGGAGGUGUGUUAGGGAGCUUCUGAAAGGGGGGAAAAAUCUUGUCUAGGAGGUUUUAAAAGGAGUAGGUCUGUUUGGGGAGGUUCUGAAGGGAAAAAGGCUCAUCUGCUGAGGUUCUAACACAGAUGGUUUGUUUGGGAAGGUCUGAAAAGGGAAAAGUAUGAGAUGAAAUGGUUUUUGGGUGGUAAGGAGGGAAGUGUUAGUGUCUUAUGGAGGUUUGGAAAGGAAUUUUAUGUGCUUUGUGUGUUUGGAAAGGAAGAUGCAAUUUUUGGCCGUAUUUUGUAAAGACACGUAUUUUUGGAGUGUUUGAAAAAGGAGAAAUUUAUCUAUGGGUGUUUAGAAAGGAAGAUCAGUCCAGUUUUGGGUGUUUAGAAAGAAUUGAAGGUAUAUUUUUGGGACGUUUUGAUAAAGAGCAAUUUGAAAGAAUGUGUUUAGACGUGUUUGGAAAGAUAAGUGUGUUUUUAGGGAUGUUUUUGACAGGAAGAAAGUUUUUGGGCCGUUCAGUAAGAAGAGGUUAGAUUUGAAGGCAUAAUGGUGUGGUUUGGAGUAUUUUGAGAGAAAUGAGCAUGUUUAGAGGUGUUCGGAAGGCCCAUUUUGUGUGUCGAUGUUUGGAAGGGAAGCAGGCGGUGGUGUCUUGUGUUGUAGAGGUACAAGAUUACAAAUGUUUAGAAGAAAGUGGAAGCAUUUCAUUUCAGUGUUUAAAAAGUUGGAUUUCAUUUCAGUGUUUAAAAAAAGGUGCUUCGGAGAUCCAUUUCUCUGAUUCGGAGUCUCAUUUCACUGUUUCGAAGUAUCAUUGUUCUCGGAGUUCCAUUUCAUUGUUUUGAGGUUAACUUGAGUUGCUAGAGGACUGACAAACAUUAGUGUUGCCUGGAAUCGAGCAACACUCAUGCAGAUGCAACACAAAUGUAUUAGAGGAAACAGCAGGAGCAAACACAGCAUUAACUCCCCAAGGGGCAAGGAUGUUUGGCACUUGUUUGAGGCGCAACACAAUUUUACAGAAGUGUUGCGAGGGAUGAAACUCAUUGACUUUGUGUUCCUGGGAGUAGUUUUGGGUGUAAUUGAGCUAAACGCAACAGUAUCUGGUGUUGCUAAGAAUGUGUUGCUUGUGUUUCCACGACGCAACACAGCCUGAAGUGUUGCGCUCAUGAGGGGUGUGAGGGAAGGAAGGAGGGUCCAACACUUUGUUUACUGAUGUGCUUUUGUUUUUGGAUUGUGUUGCGUUAGAAUUUGAAUUGAGUUGCAGAAGUAAGAUACAACACAUUAUUAUUAUUAUUAUUAUUAUUAUUAUUAUUAUUAUUAUUAUUAUUAUUAUCAUUAUUAUUGUUAUAGGAAAUACAAAUCUGUACAUUAUUAUUAUUAUUAUUAUUAUUAUUAUUAUUAUUAUUAUUAUUAUUAUUAUUAAUAUGACAAUAUACAGAAUUUUUA
Messenger RNA from Scylla paramamosain (green mud crab), 5595 nucleotides. It is a transcript of the gene Sf3b1, whose product is annotated as splicing factor 3B subunit 1-like. Gene Ontology annotation, molecular function: mRNA binding. Gene Ontology annotation, cellular component: U12-type spliceosomal complex; catalytic step 2 spliceosome; U2-type prespliceosome. Lineage: Eukaryota; Metazoa; Arthropoda; Malacostraca; Decapoda; Portunidae. The record is from RefSeq and is a predicted model, not a curated record. Gene Ontology annotation, biological process: spliceosomal complex assembly.